AGUAGAGAUAGUAAAGGGGCAGCCGUUCGACGUGGGCCCGCGCUACACGCAGCUGCAGUACAUCGGCGAGGGCGCGUAUGGCAUGGUCAGCUCAGCUUACGACCACGUGCGCAAGACUCGAGUGGCCAUCAAGAAAAUCAGCCCCUUUGAGCAUCAGACCUACUGCCAGCGUACGUUGCGAGAGAUCCAGAUCUUGCUGCGCUUCCGCCAUGAGAACGUCAUCGGCAUCCGAGACAUUCUGCGGGCACCCACCCUGGAAGCCAUGAGGGAUGUCUACAUUGUGCAAGACCUGAUGGAGACAGACCUGUACAAGUUGCUUAAAAGCCAGCAGCUGAGCAACGACCACAUCUGCUACUUCCUCUACCAAAUCCUGCGGGGCCUCAAGUAUAUCCAUUCCGCCAACGUGCUCCACCGGGAUUUAAAGCCCUCCAACCUGCUCAUCAACACCACCUGCGACCUUAAGAUCUGUGAUUUUGGUCUUGCCCGGAUCGCCGAUCCUGAGCACGACCACACUGGCUUUCUGACGGAAUACGUGGCCACACGCUGGUACCGGGCCCCAGAGAUCAUGCUUAACUCCAAGGGCUACACCAAGUCCAUCGACAUCUGGUCUGUGGGCUGCAUCCUGGCUGAGAUGCUCUCCAACCGGCCCAUCUUCCCGGGCAAGCACUACCUGGACCAGCUCAACCACAUUCUGGGUAUCCUGGGCUCCCCCUCCCAGGAGGACCUGAAUUGUAUCAUCAACAUGAAGGCCCGAAACUACCUACAGUCUCUACCCUCCAAGACCAAGGUGGCCUGGGCCAAGCUUUUUCCCAAGUCAGACCCCAAAGCUCUUGACCUGCUGGACCGGAUGUUGACCUUUAACCCCAACAAACGGAUCACAGUGGAAGAAGCACUGGCUCACCCCUACCUGGAGCAGUACUACGACCCAACAGAUGAGCCAGUGGCCGAGGAACCUUUCACCUUCGACAUGGAGCUGGAUGAUCUACCCAAGGAGCGGCUGAAGGAGCUCAUCUUCCAGGAGACAGCCCGUUUCCAGCCUGGGGUGCUGGAGGCCCCCUAACCUGGUCAGAUGCCUCUGCUCCCUGGGGCCUGAUAAGGAAACCCAGCCGCAUCACACUCAGCUGUGAGGACGAAAUGAGGGAAGUGGAGGUCGGGCUCUGGCAGGUCUGCUCAAGGGUGCUAAUGGUUCCUUUCCUGCCUGCCUU
Mesoplodon densirostris (Blainville's beaked whale) is the source of this 1205-nucleotide messenger RNA. RefSeq names its product mitogen-activated protein kinase 3 (gene MAPK3). Gene Ontology annotation, biological process: intracellular signal transduction; protein phosphorylation. Gene Ontology annotation, molecular function: ATP binding; MAP kinase activity. Gene Ontology annotation, cellular component: cytoplasm; nucleus. The transcript is spliced from 9 exons. Bases 83 to 1060 code for a protein of 325 amino acids. The record is from RefSeq and is a predicted model, not a curated record. Lineage: Eukaryota; Metazoa; Chordata; Mammalia; Artiodactyla; Ziphiidae.